CAGGGGGCUUAAGUGGGCUACAUUUAAGGUCACACUGCGCCGGAGGCGGGCUUAUUACUUUUUAAUGCAACAAAAUUGAUACAAAUAUCACUAAAAAGUGAUAAAACAUGGAGCACGAUGCGGAGGAGCAGUCUUUUCAGCUGCAGGCAUUGGAGAUACGUGAGCCAGAUGCCGGCUUCGAUCCCCAGCUGCCGCCGCAGACCGGCGAGGAGUAUCUGAUGCAUAUGCUGUACGAACGCAAACGCUGCCCUGCUGUGGUGACCAAGCGCUCUUCGAAGAUUAAGAAAGAUGUCUCCAAUAGAGGCCUGGAGAUGCUGGAGAGCAUGCCCUUGCCACCACACAAAUGCCUGCUGCCCACGCCCGAAUGGCGCAAUGAGCAGGCAAAGAGUUUCCAGUCAGCCCGAGCCCAGGUGCUCGCGAUGCGUGAAGAGUUGACGGCCCACAACUAUGACCAAUCCGCGGAGCCGCCACUGACCUCUGACAUCGUCAAGUGGGAGGCAUUCUGCCGCGAGAAGCUGCCACUGCUUAGCACCCUGUUGCACUUGAGCCAGAGCGAUUUGGAGUAUCUGCUGGAGAUGCUCAGCCAGUGGCUGCAGGCCGAAGAAACAGUGGAUUUGCUCGUCACGGAUGCCUGGCUGGGCCGCUGGCUCUACGCCACCCUUGUCUGUCUGCAUCUGCCCCUGGAGCCGUUCGUUUUCAGCACACUGCGCGGCAUAGCCCGCUCCUGCAUCCAGCUGAGGAACAAACUGUCAGAAGAGGAGGUGAAGCGAGCAGCUCCCUACAAUCUAAUCAUAACACUGAUCGUCCAGGUCUUUGCUCAGAGCGAUCUAAAUGCGUAUCUUUAAGAUUUAUGUGCUUAGAAUCCAUACCCAUAGAAUCUAUCUAGAUUAUAGAAACUUGUUUGUGUA
Drosophila pseudoobscura is the source of this 908-nucleotide messenger RNA. It is a transcript of the gene Gem2, whose product is annotated as Gemin 2. The record is from RefSeq and is a predicted model, not a curated record. Gene Ontology annotation, biological process: spliceosomal complex assembly; spliceosomal snRNP assembly. The coding region runs from base 108 to 845 and encodes 245 amino acids. Gene Ontology annotation, cellular component: SMN complex; spliceosomal complex; nucleus. The transcript has 2 exons. Lineage: Eukaryota; Metazoa; Arthropoda; Insecta; Diptera; Drosophilidae.